AGGUCUUGCGGCAGGACUCCAAUGGCGCGAAACCAGUGAUCCCUGUGCCUAUCUCUGGCCAGCAUGUAUCGGUUGAUAGAGCGAGAAGGAGGCCUCCUGGCACCUGCGAUUGCUGCGUUGGCCCGUCGAGAGAUCGGGGUCAGAGGGUUUCCCUUUCGUUCCGGCAAAACGGACCGUUUGGGAAAAAGGAGCGCGAGCUGGCAGGACGUUGAGCAGCCUUCGUAGGAGGUUUCGGGCUGCGUGUAGUAUAUGCGUGACUCGUUGCGUUCGUGGUUCUCCUCUCUGGUCGCGUCACGGAAAGAGAGAGAGAGGGGCAGAUUAGAGGUUCUAGGACGAGGGACGUGCAGGGUAGAGGAGAGGCCGAGCCCGAGUGGUAGGGGGAAGAGAGAGACGUGUCCGUGGAGGGUUUGGUUGGCAAACGAUCCGAGAGAUCGCGCCCGAGUCGCGUUCAGCCCGUUUGCGCGUCCGAGCCGCGGGCAGAGCUCUCAGUUGACGCUCAGUUCGGCUCAGCGAGGCCAGAGAGAAGAAAGGGAGUCUUUUCGUGUGUGUAAACAUCGCGCGUGUGUGUACCGCGGCAGCCACGGGGACCGACUGGGCCUCUCUCUACCUGAGGAACCUCUCGGGCCGCGCUCUCCUGGGGUCCGCUACCUGACUUUCGGGGACCGGGCCUAGCAAAAAAAAAGACGGAAAAGAAAACGGGACACGACGGUGGCCCGCCGAGGGACCUCUGGCCACGUCCGACCACGAACGGAACGUUUCUCCUGGCCCGCCGCGCGACCGGUCCGAUGAUGCUGUUGCAACCCUCUUGCGACAACCCGCCCCCCGGCCAGCAAAAGGAUUAAUCGGGAAGAGAAGACUCGUUCGAGGAGCGGAUAGAGUUUGAUCGCGGACACACGGUUCACACGGUUCACACGGUUCUCGUCCUCUUGACCGAGAGCGAGCAGAACUGGUGAGAGCGGAGUGCGGAUCUACGAAACGUGUCGCGUGUGCAUCCAGCGAAAGUUAUGAGCAGGGUGACAGUUUCCGUCGUCGGGGCAGCUGGCGGGACGACAUGCAGCUGGAGCAUGACCCGGCCCGGGACGACGACACGAAGAUCGGAGCACUGAGAGAGAGAGGAACGUGGUCGUACUUGUGCGUACGACGGGACGCGUACGAUCCUCUCCUCGAAUGCCAGGCCGCCUCGAUUGCCAAGUGUUCCCGAGACAUGUUCUAGCCGCGUACUGUUCGCCGAUCUGUCCGCUCCGCCGUGGCCCGAGGAUCGCGAACUGACUUCUCCGACUCGACCGGAUAUAUACAUAGAUAGUUAAUUCCUAAACGAAGGGAGACCGUAGCCGCUAACUACCCUCGCGCGAAGGGUGCCUCAACGACUGUUAACUAAAGGGUGCUGUGUCGUUUUUGUUUUGAUUUGUUCCAACCAAUUGUCCAUCUCUCGCCUCGCGCCACCGUUCCGGGACCUGUCCUGCUCCAUUUCAUCGCUGGGAAUCGCCUGGAAUCGUUGGGAAUCGCCUGGAAUCGCUGUUGGACGACCCACCGACCACGUCCCCGCACGUGGCCCAUCAACCUCGAUCAACCUCGGUCGUCGUCUUGGACGUUUGUCGCGUUGGUGGUGGUGGUGGUGGUGGUGGUGGUGCAUGGACCUUUUCUCGACGGAUUUGCUACGCAUUUUAUCGCGCCCCUGGGCGUCCUCGUCUCCCUCUCUCACGGUUCCUUAUCUCUUUCUCUCUUUCUCUUUCUCUCUUUCUUCCUCUCUCUCUCUUUCUCUCCUUCGUUCUCCGGAUCUUCUUUCUCUUUCCCCGUUUCACUCGAACGGUGCUCGUCCGCCGCCUUUCUCCGUCACUCCAUCGGAUCCUCGUUCUCUGUCCGUCUGUCGGUGCCGUCUCCCUCCACCCCCUGCUCACCUACCCCUCCACCUGUCUGACGCGCCGCUGCACACCCUCUCCUCGCUCCGCCAACCCUGCUCGCACGGUCUCGCACCCGUACGAUUUUCCCUAUCCCCACCUUCCGCGCGCCUCCUCUCUGCCUUCCGCACGCGUUUUCUUUAUUUAUUCCGCGAUUCCACGGAGCAAACGCUUGAUCGCUGCUUCGGUAUACGAUGAUUCUUCCCGCGUUCCUCCUUUCCUCGCCGUUUUGAAAUUGCCUCGCGUCUCGUCUCGUCCCGUCCCGUCUCGUCCCGUCUCGUCUCGGUCUCGACCUGUCUGGUCCGGUCUCUCGCGGGUAUUUUGAUACCGCGAAUCCGCUUCUGCCUCGUCGCGACGACCGGCCUCGUAAACUCAACGAUAAAAACUGCCGUUUUAACGCGAUCCCUCUCCCACCGCCCACGCUCUAUCGCUCUCUCUCUCUCUCUUGCUCUCUUUCCGUAUAUAUAUAUAUCUGUACAUCUAUAUCCCUCUUUUUCUCUUCCUGUCUCUCUUGCUCCCGCGGCCCUGUUUUCGUUUCUCCCUCUCCUCCACCGUUUCUCCGUGCGAGGCGCACCGUCACCUCGGCUAUCUCACCUUGCCUGCUCCCGCUCGUCCUUGGACUCGCGUACACGCGGCGCGCGCCGGUUGAACGCAAUCGCUCGAUCGCUGAACAACGCGAUGCGAUCGUGGCUCCCGGUUGACUGGUGAUCCUCGCGCGUAUCGUCUCGACGCACACACGCAUUCUCUUUCUCUCUCUCUCCUCUCUCUCGCUCUCUCUCUUUCUCCUUCUCUCUUUCAUACUUUUUCCCGCACGCUCGCCCUGUCUGUCACGACCGUCGAUCGCCGCCACCGAUCCUCGCCACCGAUCGAUCCCCUUCGAUCGGCCACGGAACCAUCGUCGUCAUCGUCGUCGCCGCCGUCAAUUAACGCCGACAUCGCCGCCUUGCCGGGCGUCGUCGUUAUAACACCGGCAAUCAACUGUCACCAUCUGCACCAUCGCCGAUCACGUGGCUUGCUCGACGGCGACGCUGUACGACAAUGUUCACGCCGCGCCGCUGUGCGGCUCCGGCGUGGGCCACCCUGGCUCCGUCACGCCGAUGGGGACAGCCACCGGAGCGGGGAAUUCCACCGGGGUGAACUGGUGGCUGCCCAUGAUGAACGGAUCGCUCUACGAGGACAGCCCGCCACAGGUCCCGCCGACUGCCUCCAGCCUCGUCUCGAUCCAGCAACAACAGCAGCAACAGCAAGCCACGUCGACGCCAGGCUCGCACCAGCAAGCCACGACACCGACGUCGCCCGCCGUGCCAGCCUCCUCGGCCGCGACAGCACCCCCGGCACCGACAGCCAGCGCCAGCUCGACCUCGCCGAGCGCCUCGUCGGUCGCGAGCAACAGCGCGCCAGGUCCUCUCCAUAUUCCCGCGAAAAGGCUGACCGCGACGCCGGCCGCAUCCUCCUACGGCGAGGUCGGCUGCGUCGAGUCAUCGGGCGCGCCCGCCGCUGGACCAGCGGGCGUCAUUCGUCAUUCCCACUCGUCCUCGGCGGGCUCGCAAGGCGGCUGGAGCUACAGCCCCCAUCACCCGCAGGACUCGCACUACUCGUCCGCCGCGGCCGCGGGUGACUCGUUGAACCAUCAUCAGACGUACGGGGGCAACAACCCCCCGACCUACUACAACCUGGCGGCCGACCCGACCUCCACCUCCGGCUCCGCCAGGGACAACCGGAAGGCGGCCGGCUCCCUCAGCUUCUGGUCGCCGGCCGCGGCAACCGCGGGCUCCGCGGCCUCCGUCGCGUCCCCGACCGACUACAAGUCCUACAACUCGGCCGGCGCGGCCACCACCAGCUCCUCCACCGGGGGCUCGUCCUCCGUGGCAUCCGGCGCCACCGACUCCGGCGUUUCCUCCUGCCAUCAGAGCUUUUCGCAGAGCUGGUGCAACUACGCGCCCUAUUCCUCCGCCAGGCAUCAUCCGGUCGACACGGCCGGCCAUCAUCAUCCGCACUCGCCCGCUGGCGUCCCUUAUCUGACGCCGUCCGCGGCGGACGACCGGGGUAGGGUCGCCGCCGCCAUGGUCGCCGAGGGCGCGUUCCCCCAUGACGGAUACGGGGGACUCAGGAAUUACGGGGCACCCGAGCCCGUCACAUCCAGCCCGUACCCACCACCAGGUUCGCUUGCGGGGGUGGGCGUCGGUGUCGGCGUGGCCGGCAUGGGCGUCGGUUGUGGCAGCUCGAACCCGCUGGAGUGGACCGGCCAGGUGACGGUGCGGAAGAAGCGCAAGCCGUACUCGAAGUUCCAGACGCUGGAGCUGGAGAAGGAGUUCCUGUUCAACGCGUACGUGUCGAAGCAGAAGCGGUGGGAGCUGGCCCGUAACCUGAACCUGACGGAGCGGCAGGUGAAGAUCUGGUUCCAGAACCGGCGGAUGAAGAACAAGAAGAACACGCAGCGGCAGACGCAGCAGCAGAACAACAACAACAACAACAACAACAGCAGCGCGAACAACGCGAACCACCACGGGGCGACCGGAACCCAUCAUCAUCCGAGCGCGGGCCACGCGCCACCCUCGAGUCACCACGUGGUCGCGCAGGCGCACCACGCGAACGGAUCCGCGAAGCACCAUCAGUGACCCGUGGCCUUCUCUGGGGUCGUCUUCGGCCACCCACACCAUAGCCACGGCUCGACGAACGGCUGCGGAGCAACGGGGACCGGUGGCAGCGGGGCCUCCGGCUCCGUGACCGGCACGGUGUCCGGCGCCGGGACCGGCGCGGCGGCAGGCCUGGUCGCCGCCGGUCACAGCCACACGCUGCACGCGGCCCAGCCGCAGACACCUUUGCCGACCCACGCCGCCGCCGCCGCCGCCGGAGCCUCGAGCACCAACACGCCGCCCACCGCCGUCGUUCAUCCGCACAUCCAUGCUCAUCAUCAUCAGCUGGCGCACGUGGCUCAACAGUACCCGGGGUUGCUCCACCAUCAAACGCCCCAUGGCCUGGCCGCAUGAACGAUACCGUGAACUGUCAGAAGCGGCUUCGACACCCCAGAGAAAUCCUCCAGGACACCAGGACUCGAGGCUACCCAGGGCAAACGGGAUUCUGGGAGCUCCCCACACCUGGUCCUUACGUCGACGAUCGUACAACCUCGAUGUCUCCGUCGUCCCUGAAGAUUCGGUGCAGCAACCGGCAGCAACCAGGAGCUCGUCGACAUCGACCACGGAUGAUGGCUCGCACGCCUAACGAACUUUGUUCAGCAGCUGUUGAAAGACUGCCUACCACUUGUAAGGAGAGAUAACGUUUUUCGCGAGUAGUAUAUUAUUAUUAUUAUUUUAUUAUUAAUAUUAUUAACGGUCAUCGUCAUCCUCAUCGUCAUCGCGGUCGCCGCCUAUCCAAACCAUUCGGUGAGAAAGAGAUAGGGAGAUAUAGGAAUCGGUGUUUGUAUAAAAGGAGGGUGAGAGUCGUCUUUUGCGCGGCGUCCUUGGAGAACGUCCAUCGGCAGACUGUUUUUCGUCCGCGUGUCGUCGGUGUGCCGGGUGUCGUCGGUCCUCUUCGUGGACGCGCCUAAUCGCGCGCCGAGAGCAAUCUGUCCAAUUCGUAAUUCGGUAGUACUUCCUCCAGUUAUACAUAUUAUAUAUAGAUAUUAUAUAUAGUAAAGAAAAUUAGUGUCACACUUAGUGUCUGUCCCUGCCCGUGUCUCUCACGCGAACCCCAAAUCAUCCCCAACGUGAAAACCCUCCCCGUCCCAUCGACUAACACCAUUUCCUAACCUAACUCUCCCAUCAGGAACCACGGACGUCCUUGCACUGUUCAGCUCGUCCGUUGCGUGGAGAACUUUUCGAAGAAUCUAGGGAGCAUCGUGCGCCCGAUCGCCGUGGAACCGUUCCGGACGCGACGCUACGGGGCCUUAUGAAACCGGCCACGGUCUCUAGAGGAUCGCCAGACUGCAGGAGCGUACUCUGUGGGGGUAAGUGUCGAAACGGGUCGUUCCAAGCAUCGGAAGAAUCGAUUCGUUUUCUAGAUAUUCUUCGCGACAAUUUGUUCUGUAGUUUACAAUGGCGGGUCUGGUGAUCCACUGUGGGCUCCGCGAGGUUGUCGCUUUUUUUUUAUUGGAAAAUUGACACGAAAUCUACCGUGCCGGUCGAGAUGACCGGUUCCACAUUUUGUAUCGUAAAAUCGUUAAGAUUAUAAGGCGUUUUUCGUAGGUAACGAUUGCAGAAACUUCUUGAUUCAAGCACAUGUGAUAACGAAAGCAGCAAUGCGUCUAAAUAAAUUCGGUCCUGUAGUUUUUAUAAAGUAGGACGCGUCGGAUUUUUCUUUAGAGCCCGGUAGGUUUGGUGUUAGCAAGUUGAUUGCCGCGCGAUUCAAUUUUAUUAACCACGUAUAAAAGUUUAUUUCUGUUGUGAUAUGUUCGGACACAUUGAUUCUUGUUGGGGGUUGAAAGGUUGCUAUAGAGUCCUAGGCUACUAGGAUGCUUUUAGAAUCCUGGAAUUCCAGCAUAAUCGAGGUUUCUAGGUUCUAGAAGUUGUAUCGCGAUAGUUUCUCGCUCGGCAGUCAACGCGUUGCAACUGUUCGUCGACAUGAAACCUUGGAAGAGCCACGAUUCGACUCGAUGAAGCGCAGAUUAUUAGCUGCUUGUAUCAGGUCCAAUAAACAGAUCAAUGAAAGAUUAAAAAAAGAAAAGGAAAAGUCACUUUGAGAGGGCGAAUUAAAGGUGAAGAUGAUCGAAUCUAGAAGCGAUAAUGCAAAAGACUGCUAGAGGAAGAUCGUGGCUCUCGUUCGCGGAGAAAAUUCGCAGCUGUCGAGCGGUUCCUCGCGUUCAACGAUGAUCGCUACUGUCUGUGAUUCCCGGAAAGUACUAAAUUAUUUGGGAGACGCUGGUCAUACGCGGCCGUCAGCGGCGAAGCUGGACAGUGAGACCGAUAUCCGAUAAUCCUCGCACAUUUCCGACGUAGAUCGGUAGAUCCAAUCCGCAGAAAUUCGUUCGGACCGUGUAAACGAGAGAUUCGUUGGACCGCUGAUGGAUCGAGAGCGAUCGGACCAUUGUAGAUAACUUCUCUAUCCGUCUGGUCGCGUGUCUCUAACCGCUGGAGACAUCAGCGGUCGAAGAAAUCGCGAGAGGUUAACGGCUGGGACCGGAUCGUGCUGGGUCCCCGACGCAACCUCGUCGGCAAAACGCGGUAGCGAGGACGUUUUUCGUCCGGACUCCGGUCACGGUUGCGUCGGUGACACCCGAGAAACGUCCCGGCGGAGAGCCAUGCGUUCGGAGAAUUAGUCUAAUUAUGUCCAGAGUGUCGUAUUCAUCGCCUACCAAGGAUCGCAAACUAGUACCUAUGAUUCUUAUAUUAUAUGUAAAAAAAAACAACUGCGACUUAGAUUUAAAGGUAUACUUAGUGGACCGGCUGGUCGAGUGCACCGCCCUAAGGCCGGGCUUAGGAUCCUCGUCGCGGAACCAUGGAUCGCAGGGAUCGAGGACCCGAUCUCCUUUUCCUUUAGCAUUUUCAUUUCGAAGGACUUUGUUAAUCGUUUUUUAGUAUUAUUAGAUUGUUGAAUCUUAGGGUCCUCGAUCCUUCGGAACACGAGGACGGCGAACCGGGGGAUGCUGUUAUGCCGAUAUUUGUCGCGAGAACCGGGGACACGACGGGGUGAUCUUUGGAGUUUCACGUUCGAUCGACGGCCUAUCGUCGAGCUAAGAUGAAACUGCGGCCCCGGCUUGGUCCCGGCUCGAUCUUCCGCUCGACGCGACGUUCGUCCUUGAAUCUUCCGUAGCGUGUGUAUAUUUAGGGGACCCCGGAAACGUUGCAGAAGAGCUCAAAAGUGGAGAUUCCCGAGGGAAUGACAAAACAGUUUGCCGAAGACUGAUGGAUCGGUCGCGUAGUCCUCCCCCGCGGAUUCAGGGACGAGCGGUGGUUGUACGUGUCUGAGAUUACGGAGGAUCGAUCGGGAUCGAUGGAUGCACGGGGAUGACGGGGUGCUAAGCGCGGCCGCGGAUCGAAGAUGGCGACGCGUUUACCUUUUAAUCGGUACGUCGGCGAGCAAGUAGGUAAUUUAAUCGGAUGUUAAAUGAAAAUAAAUAUCCCAGUGGAUCUCUAUUCUCUAAGGUGCAACAUUAUCUAAAUUAUAAGGGCCGCUGAACGCGAGUGUGCAUGCCUACGAUUAUACUAUAAUAUAAAUGUAUACAUACACGCGUAUUUUCUGUAUGUACAUUAGUGUGCUUGUGCGCGCACGCGCGCGUCGACGAUGUGUGACACGUGGAUUUUAUAUGUAACAGGGACCGUUGUCUCUUCCGGUUUCGAAAACUUCAAGACUCGAGAAAGAGAACGAAAGAGAACGAAAGAGAGAGAGAGAGGGAGAGAGAGAAAGAGAGAGAACGGACGUGACUGGAAAAUUGUAUCGAGCCGAUUUUCCGCGGGAGCUUAUUAUUUUCGAAUCGAAGGAGAGACGUUUCCUCGAGCGUGAUCCGUCGCGAUCCGAGUGCCAGUAUAAAUGUGACAGAGCAAAAUUGAGUUUCUCAUUUGUCGAUGUAUAGGUUGUUGCACGUGAAUAUUCGACUAUGUUUUUUUUUUUUUGUAAGUGGAAACGAUUGGAAAACGGAACCGUCGCUGCUGUGUAAUCAUGUUAUGUUAAAUUGUUUAUUUUAUUGUUUACGAGGAGCUGCUUGUUUUGGCAAUAAAUUGUUCGACGAUUGUUUAAGCGAACGAAACGACUAA
This is a messenger RNA of Megalopta genalis, 8587 nucleotides long. RefSeq lists its product as uncharacterized. The record is from RefSeq and is a predicted model, not a curated record. Gene Ontology annotation, molecular function: DNA-binding transcription factor activity, RNA polymerase II-specific; RNA polymerase II cis-regulatory region sequence-specific DNA binding. NCBI's taxonomy places the organism in Eukaryota, Metazoa, Arthropoda, Insecta, Hymenoptera, Halictidae. Gene Ontology annotation, cellular component: nucleus. Gene Ontology annotation, biological process: regulation of transcription by RNA polymerase II.